AAUGAAUCACGAGAUGAAUCCAUGGAGAAUCAGGAAUACGAGGCGGACUCAACUGAUGUGAAUACCAAAGCCAUGGAUGGUGACAACUGUGAAGAUAUUAAGCCAAAUUCAUAUGAUACUAGCAAUAAAGGUGAUAUAUCAAAGGGACAUGAAAUAAAGACUGAACUCCGGGACAGCAGUGACUCAGCAGAGGAGUACGAUGAUGAACAUAAUGAUGAUGAUGACGAAUAUGAUGAUGAAUAUGAUGAGUAUAAUGUUGAGGAGGAUGAUUCUGAUAGUGAUAUUCUAUCUACUGAUUCAGGGAGUGACUACACCUUCCAAGAUGAUAAAAAGGACAUAGAUUGGACACCAGACUUUAAGGAACCGCUUAGCUCUAUUCAAACUAAGAGCAAGAAAAUAGCUGAAACAGCAGAUGUUAUUUCAUCUAAUGAUGAUACUUCUUCAGAUGAUUCAGGUGACAAUGACAGAAGCACUCGAAGGCAUGCCAAAAAGACUACAACCAAAACAACAACCAAUGGAAAUGAGAGACAAUCUGAAUCAAGGCCUCAUAAAACGUGGCGUGAAAAAUACAUUGAUCAAGCCAUUGGAGAAUUCAAAUGCCCUAACUGCCAGAAUAUUCUAGAGACAAAGUUCAAGGUGAGAGAACAUGUGGAGGCCAAGCAUGACCAGUUCAUGUGCCCUUUAUGUGACCAGUGCUUCA
Messenger RNA from Owenia fusiformis, 700 nucleotides. The record is from the annotation of a GenBank genome assembly. NCBI's taxonomy places the organism in Eukaryota, Metazoa, Annelida, Polychaeta, Sabellida, Oweniidae.